Brienomyrus brachyistius is the source of this 760-nucleotide messenger RNA. Its product is annotated as LIM zinc-binding domain-containing Nebulette-like. The coding region runs from base 259 to 759 and encodes 166 amino acids. Gene Ontology annotation, molecular function: actin filament binding. The transcript is spliced from 4 exons. NCBI's taxonomy places the organism in Eukaryota, Metazoa, Chordata, Actinopteri, Osteoglossiformes, Mormyridae. Gene Ontology annotation, cellular component: focal adhesion. The record is from RefSeq and is a predicted model, not a curated record.
UUUCGAGGUGCCGCGUUACACUCCCACAGCCCGGCCAGCUCCUGCACUUUAUUACCGCCGCAUCUAUUCAGCCUUCAUUUGCUGUCGCAACUAAUUGCUGGAAAACGUGCUUUGCCGCUUGUGUCGCUUGUUGGCCUUUGCUUUGCUGUUCCGUUUCCCAUCGGGAUGUGGAGUAACAUAUCUAUGUGACGGCGAUUCCAAGCCUUAAUUUCAGUCCUCAAGCCUUGAUAGUUAAUACGAGAAAGUAUAUUGUAAAAAAUGAACCCACCGUGCGCACGAUGUGGGAAAAUAGUGUACCCGACUGAAAAAGUGAACUGCUUGGAUAAGAACUGGCACAAAGGAUGCUUCCACUGCGAGGUGUGCAAGAUGACCCUGAACAUGAAGAAUUACAAAGGCUAUGAGAAGAAGCCCUACUGUAGCGCGCACUACCCGAAGCAGUCCUUCACCAUUGUGACCGACACACCAGAAAAUCUGCGUCUGAAGCAGCAGAGAGAACUCCAGAGUCAGGUGAAAUACAAGAAGGACUUUGAGGAGAGCAAAGGCAGGGGAUUCAGCAUCGUCUGCGACACGCCGGAGCUGCAGAGACUGAGGAAAAGCCAGGAGCAGAUCAGUAACGUAUGCAGGGUCGGCGAAGACAUGGGAAGACGGAAUGCUGGGAUCUGUGCUCGGCCCCGUGAGCGUGCGUGUGUGUGUGUGCGUGUGUGUGGGGAAAGGUGCAUUUUGUCAAUGAGGGAGACACACACAAAAAAUGCUGAGUGAU